Molossus molossus (Pallas's mastiff bat) is the source of this 955-nucleotide messenger RNA. RefSeq names its product ADP ribosylation factor like GTPase 2 (gene ARL2). Lineage: Eukaryota; Metazoa; Chordata; Mammalia; Chiroptera; Molossidae. Gene Ontology annotation, cellular component: cytoplasm; microtubule cytoskeleton. The record is from RefSeq and is a predicted model, not a curated record. Bases 68 to 622 code for a protein of 184 amino acids. Gene Ontology annotation, biological process: protein folding. The transcript is spliced from 5 exons. Gene Ontology annotation, molecular function: GTP binding; GTPase activity.
AAUAGGAGCAGGGAGAGGAGUCCCGGCACUAGGAAGAAACGGCGGCCGGGAGGGGGCUACGGGGACCAUGGGCCUUCUGACCAUCCUGAAGAAGAUGAAGCAGAAAGAGCGGGAGCUGCGACUGCUUAUGCUCGGCCUGGACAAUGCUGGCAAAACAACUAUCCUCAAGAAGUUCAAUGGGGAAGACAUCGACACCAUCUCCCCAACACUGGGCUUCAACAUCAAGACCCUGGAGCACCGGGGAUUCAAGCUGAACAUCUGGGAUGUUGGCGGCCAGAAGUCCCUGCGGUCCUACUGGCGGAACUACUUUGAGAGCACUGACGGCCUCAUCUGGGUGGUGGACAGCGCCGACCGCCAUCGCAUGCAGGACUGCCAGCGGGAGCUCCAGAGCCUGCUGGUGGAGGAGCGCCUGGCUGGAGCCACCCUCCUCAUCUUUGCUAACAAGCAGGACCUGCCUGGAGCACUGUCCUCGAAUGCCAUUCGUGAGGCCCUAGAGCUGGACUCUAUCCGCAGCCACCACUGGUGCAUCCAGGGCUGCAGCGCUGUCACCGGGGAUAACCUGCUGCUCGGCAUCGACUGGCUCCUGGAUGACAUUUCCAGCCGCAUCUUCACAGCUGACUGAGCCGCUCCAGACCCCCACCUUGCAGUCUGGGCCCCCCUCCCGCCAGACCCUCACCAAGCACCACCCAUGGGGGGAUGGGAACCAGCCAGCCAAACUAACACUCCACGUCCCCGUCCAUAACCUGCUGCUGCUGCCCACUGCUGCUCCAUGGCCAGCCUGGCUCCCAUGGUGGGUGGGCUGCUGCCCUGGCUGUCACCUGGCUCCUGACCCAGCCCACCUGCAGCUGCCAUACCAAGAGGUGAGGGCUGGGGCUGGGAGGGGCCUGCCUCUGCUGCUAUUGAGGCUGUGGGCCUCAUCCUUUGCUCAGCUGUGAGAAUAAACCAUUCCUUGUCC